Messenger RNA from Mercurialis annua (annual mercury), 2904 nucleotides. Its product is annotated as two-component response regulator ARR1-like. NCBI's taxonomy places the organism in Eukaryota, Viridiplantae, Streptophyta, Magnoliopsida, Malpighiales, Euphorbiaceae. Gene Ontology annotation, molecular function: DNA-binding transcription factor activity; DNA binding. The record is from RefSeq and is a predicted model, not a curated record. Gene Ontology annotation, biological process: phosphorelay signal transduction system; cytokinin-activated signaling pathway. The coding region runs from base 335 to 2353 and encodes 672 amino acids. The transcript is spliced from 6 exons.
AGUGAGUUAGUUAAGUUUCAUACAUGAGCUGGAUCCACUCUCCCUUCUCUGACCCACUUUUCAUUUUUAUAAUCCUUUUUUUCACUCUUCUAACACGAAUUUACUCUCAAAAUUUAGUCAGUAACACAGCAAUUUGUAUACAUAUAUUUUAAAUUUUGUAUUCUUAAUAAUCCAAAAAUCAGUUCAUACCCUUUUCUCCACCUCUUACAUGUCUCAACUGGGUUCUGUUCUGUUUUGUUUUUGAUUCCAAGUUCAGUUCAAACAUGUGAAAUUUGGUUGGUUUUUUAUGAACUGUUUGACUGUUUUGAGAUCUUUGUUUUUUGAAAUUUAAGGUAUGAAUCUAAGUAACGGUAAAGGAUCGAUGUCAACGGUUAGUUCUAGUGCUGUUUGGAAAACUACUGAGGUUGUUCCCGAUCAAUUUCCGGCCGGGCUUCGAGUUCUUGUCGUUGAUGAUGACCCGACUUGUCUUAUGAUCUUGGAGAAGAUGUUAAGAACUUGUCUUUAUGAAGUUACGAAAUGCAACCGAGCCGAGAUUGCGUUGUCGUUGCUCCGGGAGAACAAAAACGGGUACGACAUUGUUAUCAGCGAUGUUCACAUGCCGGAUAUGGAUGGAUUUAAGCUUCUUGAAUAUAUUGGACUAGAGAUGGAUCUGCCUGUUAUCAUGAUGUCGGCGGAUGACGGUAAAAGUGUAGUUAUGAAGGGGGUAACGCAUGGUGCGUGUGAUUAUCUGAUUAAACCGGUACGCAUUGAAGCAUUGAGAAAUAUCUGGCAGCAUGUGGUAAGGAAGAAACGAAAUGAAUGGAAAGAUAUUGAGCAGUCAGGAAGCGUAGAAGAAGGAGAUAGGCAGCCAAAGCAAUCGGAAGAUGCUGAUUACUCGUCUUCAGCAAACGAAGGAAAUUGGAGAAACUCGAAGAAGAGAAAAGAUGACGAAGAAGAAGUAGACGAUAGGGAUGAUACGUCUGCGUUGAAGAAGCCGCGGGUGGUGUGGUCAGUUGAGCUUCAUCAACAAUUUGUCGCAGCUGUUAAUCAACUAGGCAUUGACAAAGCUGUUCCAAAGAAAAUUCUGGAAUUGAUGAAUGUGCCUGGUCUCACGAGAGAAAAUGUUGCCAGCCAUCUUCAGGUAUGGACAAAUAUAAAUAAAUAUCGCUUAUAUCUUAGAAGAUUGAGUGGAGUUCCUCAACACCAAAACAAUUUGGGCAAUGCUUUCAUUACACCACAAGAAGCGGCAACAUAUGGUACGCUGUCAUCCUUCAAUGGACUUGACCUUCAAACUCUUGCAGCAACCGGUCAGCUUCCAGCACAAAGCCUCGCCACACUCCAAGCAGCGGGACUCGGCAGAUCAGCUGUAAAAUCAAGAAUACCUAUGCCCAUUGUUGAUCAAAGAAAUCUUUUUAGUUUUGAAAAUCCGAAAUUGAGAUAUGGGGAGGGGCAACAACAACAACAAUUGAGCAGCAGUAAGCAAAUCAAUUUACUUCAUGGAAUUCCGACAACCAUGGAGCCAAAACAACUAGCAAAUUUGCACCAUUCUGCACAAUCUAUUGGGAGCAUGAAUAUGCAAGUUAAUUCGCAAGGAGGUCAGAGUAGUAGUUCGUUAUUGAUGCAGAUGUCUCAAUCGCAAUCUAGAGGGCAGAUGCUAAAUGAAGCCUCAAGCAGCCAUGCGAAUGCAAUUGGCGGAGGGGUUUUGGCAAGACAUAGUUUAUCUGAGAAUGGUAGAGGUUCGGGGUACAGUACAGUUUCACAAUCAUCUUCCAUGAUGAAUUUCCCGUUGAACAGCGCCGUUGAAUUAGCGGGUAAUAGUUUUCCGAUAGGUAACAAUCCCGGAAUGUCGAGUCUGACAUCUAAGGGCACAUUUCAGGAAGAGGUUAACUCAGAAAUAAAAGGAUCAGCAGGUUUCAUGCCAAGUUAUGAUAUUUUUGCUGAUCUAAAUCAACAUAAAUCUCAUGAAUGGGAACUGCAAAAUGUAGGCAUGACAUUCAAUGCCUCUCAGCAAAACAACCUUGACGUUGAUUCAUCCGUUUUAUCUCACCAAGGGUUUUCGACUAGCCAAAGGACCGGACUGAACAGGAAUAUAUCUGCUCUGGGAAAACCCGUCUUUUCUGCCGGGGAUGCAGCUAAUCAUGUGAAUUCACAAAAUGGUGGACAACAACACCUCAACGCUUUUUUCGUUGAGAAUCCAGUAAGGAUCAAAUCCGAGACAAUUUCUGAUGCACACGGCCAAACAAAUUUCUUUCCUGAACAGUUUGGUCAGGAAGACCUCAUGAGUGCUCUUCUCAAACAACAGCAGGGAAGUGCAGGACCCGCCGAAAACGAUUUCGACUUCGAUGGGUAUCCCUUGGAUAAUAUUCCCGUGUAGAAGCUAUCUCAGAUAUUAUGGCAGAUUUGAUGUAUAUACCUGCUGUUAAAUUUGAUUGCAUCUUCUACAAGCAACCAGAGAUAAGAAGUUCAAAUUAGGGUUCUUGAGGAGACAAGAUAUCUUGAUUCCCAAGGCUGUAUGUUUUGUGCAUAUAUUUCUUGUUCAGCUGGUUUAAUCUGGACAUAAGGUAGGACGAGUCGGAAAGUCGAGAUCGAUAUACGGUUCGAAGGUAUAUGCGAAGCUCGUAUGGCAUGUUGGACAUGCAAGAUUUUGACUGCAUUUUCUUGGAAAAUCUACCACUAAUUUUAGGGUGCUUGUGGAGCUGUUGAUUGGUAGAUAUACGCAAAGUAUUAGGAGCUUUUUCUAACUGCAAUAACAAAUUAAGUUUUAUGUUAAAUUUUUUUGUCUGGUUUUAAUUUAUUUGAUUGAAGGAAUUGACAUUGUUGUAUAUAUUCCAUUUGAUUGCUUUGGACACAAGUCUGGGUGAUUGUUAAUGGAUGUUCCUUGUACUUAGUUUUGAAGAGGGUAAUUUUCUUUGUUCUGUUUCUCUA